Amphimedon queenslandica is the source of this 1089-nucleotide messenger RNA. Its product is annotated as pyruvate dehydrogenase protein X component, mitochondrial-like. Bases 23 to 1054 code for a protein of 343 amino acids. The record is from RefSeq and is a predicted model, not a curated record. NCBI's taxonomy places the organism in Eukaryota, Metazoa, Porifera, Demospongiae, Haplosclerida, Niphatidae. The transcript is spliced from 8 exons. Gene Ontology annotation, biological process: pyruvate decarboxylation to acetyl-CoA. Gene Ontology annotation, molecular function: acyltransferase activity. Gene Ontology annotation, cellular component: pyruvate dehydrogenase complex; mitochondrion.
GUUGUUAUCACGUGAUAACAAAAUGGCGGCUUUUAGGAAGGCUUUUGUUUACAAGAGCUCAGGAUUCCUCCAAGGAGCAACUGAAAUAACAAAGAGAGAACUGCGAAGCUGGAAAAUUGUCAGAACCAUUUCUUCGACAUCUGCUAAGCAAGCAGCACCACCAGUUCCACUCUCUCCAGCUGUCAGGUUUCUAAUUGAUGCAAACCCACACCUCAAUCCAGCCGAUAUACCAAGCACAGGACCAAAAGGACGCCUGCUUAAAGGUGAUGUACUAAAGUAUAUGGAUGAUUUAAAAAGUGGCAAAGCAGCUCCGACUAAAGGGCCAGGAUUGCCUCCAGUAGAAAGCCCAUCAGGUGAUUCUGGUCUUAGAUAUGUUGAUAUACCACUCAAUAAUAUGAGGAAAACAAUAGCGAAACGUUUAACAGCUUCUAAGAGAGAUAUACCUUACACAUAUGCUGUUAUUGAUUGUGCUGUUGAUCAGUUAAUGGAGCUUAGGAAGAGAAUAUUAAAUGAAACUGGAAAUAAAGUCAGUGUUAACGACAUAAUUAUUAAAGCAGUUGCUUCUACUUUAGAGCAACUCCCUGAGUCAAAUUCAAUGUGGACCCCUGAAGGAGACCUUGAGAAACUGCCUAAUGUUGAUGUAGCUGUUGCUGUAGCAAUAGAGGGUGGGCUCAUCACCCCUAUCAUCAGGAAUACCAAUGCUUUGUCAAUAGUAGAGAUAUCGUCACAAAUUAAGAGUCUGGCUGAUAAAGCAAGAGAUGGGAAACUACAGCCUCAUGAAUAUCAAGGAGGAACAUUCUGUGUUUCUAAUCUCGGUAUGUACGGCAUAUCAGAAUUUACUGCCAUCAUAAACCCUCCCCAGUCGGCCAUCUUAGCCAUUGGACGGAUUCAUACGAUACCUUCCAUUGGACCAGAUGAGACUUUGAGUGGUGUCACUAAAACUAUUACAGCAACACUCUCGUGUGACACUCGUGUCAUGGACUACGAGUUGUCAUGCAAAUGGAUGUCAUUGUUCAAGAAGAAUAUAGAACACCCUUUCGUACUAGGAAUAUAGCUGUUAUAUCAUGAUAGAAAAAGCCAAAAAAAAAA